Bursaphelenchus okinawaensis is the source of this 4011-nucleotide messenger RNA. The record is from the annotation of a GenBank genome assembly. NCBI's taxonomy places the organism in Eukaryota, Metazoa, Nematoda, Chromadorea, Rhabditida, Aphelenchoididae.
AUGUUUGACGACAUAGACAUAAAUGAAAACGAAGCACCUAUACGGCGAUCUUCAGCACAAAUUCGACAGUUUAAUCCUGAGCCUCAUCUUGUUGUCAUUCACAAAAGUACAACUGGUAAGCUAACAUCUGAAAAGUUUAAAAAAUCGUUUUAUGACGAAAUCGAUACAACACGCUGUUAUUAAAAAAUUAAACUUACGUUGCCAAGUUCCGUCGAAAUAUGUAGAAUUUAUAGAGGAACAAAAAAUGGUUAUCUGUUUGAUUAUGGUGGUUCAAUGUGAUAAGAAGAACCACGUUACUAAAGCUUUUAAAAAUUUAAGGUUUUGGUUUCAAUGUAAAAGGCCAAGUAAGUGAAGGUGGGCAGCUUCGAAGCAUAAAUGGUGAAUUGUAUGCACCCCUACAACAUGUUUCGGCUGUUCUUGGAGCAGGAGCUGCUGAAAAAGCUGGACUUCUCCGAGGAGAUAGGAUUUUGGAAGUGUAAGUUUCUGUGUAUUUAUAUAAAAAAUGUUUUUCUCUUCCUAGACAACAAUGUCUGUCGUCAGACAACACACAAUGCAUUUUUACCGAGAUUAUGUGCUCGAGACUAAAAAGAUAUCCACUAACGGCGUAACUUAUAUGUAAAUUGUGAGGAAUUUUUUUGAGAAAGCUUUGAUGACGUUGUAGCAAAAUUCUAUAAGUGUGUUGUUUUCUAGUUUAAUUAUUGUUUUUAUCAGCGUGCUGUUCGGUUCGGGUCUUAUUUGUUACUAUGACAACUUUUUGAAAACAAUUUGCCGACUUUAUUCUAAUUCAAAACGAAUACGAAAAGUUGCGCGUGGUUGCUCAAGGGUGUUACUGUAUAUUUUUCCUUUAUUUUUAUUCUUACAAGGAAAGUUCCCGACCUGCCCCGCUCUGAUUGACUUGAAACUUUUUAAAUAGGAAAAUCAUGUAAAUAUAAGAUCUUCAGCAAAGUACUAAAUCGCGCUUUCCAGGAAAUCUCGAGAAAAUCGAGAUUAAAAAAUGACAUUUUGAAUUUCCCGCCAAAUUGGCAUUGUGUUUCAAGCUUGUAACUUUGUCAUUUUUUGACUUUUAAUUAUUUUUCUUUCAUAUACUAGUAGAAUACUUUUAAAUGAAACAACAUUUUUAAAUUUGUAAGCGCAUCUUGCCUGGAAAACCGAAAAAAUUGCUUGAAACACAAUGCCAAAUUUGCCAAAUUGGCGGGGAACCCAAAUAAUUUAAAUUUAAAACUAAAACCGCAAACUAAAAUUUUUUAUGGGUACUAUUGGUGGUACAAAGAAUUCAUAUAAAAAUUCUGAGCUGAUUCUGAGCGGGGCAGGUAGGGCACUUUCCUUGUUAAUGCAGGCGUUUUUGAGAAAUUAUCAUAACAAUGUUAUGCUUUAAUUUUUGAAAAGACUUUACUUUUAAAGCUUUUUAUUUGUUAACGUAUGUUGUAUUCACGUUACGCUAGAGGACCUGUCAGUUUUAUUCUUAAACUGUUAAAAAGUGUUUUGGAUUUUCUGGUUUUAGAAACGGCGUGAACGUUGAAGGUGCUACUCAUCGACAAGUGGUCGAACUGAUUCGACAAGGUGGUGACAAACUUCAAUUGGUAGUUAUUUCAGUAACUAGCGACAUGUUGGAAGAAGAGACUUAUGCAGAUGAGACGCAGCCUAGUCUAAAGUACGACUACACGGAGAAAAGAUCGCUGCCUAUCACUAUACCUACAUAUCAGAAAGUUCAAACGAUCGCUGAAACAUUUAUGGCUUUUAAUUUGCACAUGGCUGGACGACAUUUAGGCAGCAGGAGGUAAGCAGCCUGGUCUUAUGGUUUUGAGUUAAGCAUUUUGAUUUAAUAGCACUUUUUAGAUUUUCAUAUGUAUUUUUAGUAAGUUGAGCGAAAUAACCUGAAGCUUAUAGGUAUAGCGAGUUUGUAACAUUAGAUCGGCUACUUAAGGAAGAAUUUCCGGACUUUCAAUUUCCAAAACUUCCUUCAAAAUGGCCAUUUCAUAUGACCGAACAACGGCUAGAUGCCCGUCGUCGUGGACUUGAAAGUUAUUUAGAGAAAGUUUGCACAAUCAAAGUUAUUGCCGACUGUGAUAUUGUACAAGAAUUUUUGAUGGAAGAUUCUCCACCUGUUACGGCUAACCUUCACGUCGCGCUUCGAGUUCUUUUGCCUAACCAUCAUGCUGUCGUUUUAAGUUUGAACAGAAAUUCCGACACGACAACGGUUUUUGAUAUGGUCAUGGAGGAGCUUGGUUAGUUGAUUACCGUAUUUGAAAAAGUUACCAAAUAUAUUUAUAAGGAAAGUAUCUUACCUGUCCCGCUCAGAAUCAGCUCAAAAUUUUUAUAUUAUUUCCUUGUACCACCAGUAAUGCCUGUAAAAAAUUUUAGCUUGCGCUUUUGAGUUUUAAAUUUGUAUUUUGUUUUCCGGCCGAUUUGGCAUUGUGUUUCAAACACUUUUUUUGACUUUACAGCCACGCUACACUUAUAAAUUUAAAAUCGUAAGUUCAUUUAAAGGUAUUCUACAAGUAUAUAAACAAAUACUCCUAAAAGUCAAAAGAUGACAAAGUUAUAAGCUUGAAACACAAUGCCAACUUGGCGGAAAAUUCAAAACGUAAUUUUUUGAUCUCGAUUUUCUCGAGAUUGACUGGAAAGCGCGAUUUAGUACUUUGCCGAACAUCUUAGAUUUACGUGAUCUUUCUAUAUAAAACGUCAGUUGGGUACUUUCCAUGUUAAAUUUUAACUUUGGAAUAACUUUUAUAACUUAUAUCUUCUGAAUUUUGAACUUUCAUUUUAUGAUUUACCUUAUAAUUUGUUUAAUUAUAGGUUUCUCAUCUGAAGCCCGUCGCUACACCGCUUUGUUCGAGAUGAUUGACGCGACAUUCGAACGAAAAUUAAAGCCCCGUGAAUGCCCGCAUAAUAUUUACAUACAAAACUACUCAUCCGCCGCUUCAUCAUGCAUUGUUCUUAAAAAAUGGUGCUUCGAUGUGCGUAAGGAGCGUGAACUUUGUCUUAACGACGCAAAAUUCGCGCAGCUUUGCUUUUAUCAGGCCGUCAACGAUGUGAAUACGGCGAACAUUAAUGUUAAAAAAGACAAACUAUACCAGUUGAAAGCGCUACAGACUGAAGACAGCGGCUUUGAGUAUCUGGAGGCCUUAAGAAUGAUGUCUGGCUACGGGGAGGUGGCUUUUCCACCGUCUGAUUUUCAUGCAAACAACAGGGUAGGAAUUGUAUAUCUUGGCUUCGGGUUUGAUAAAAUACGAAUCUCGCUGAAGUUCGCGGAAAGCAAGAAGGUAAGUGGAACAUGACAAGGCUUUUUCUUUUUUUUCAACAUAAUUUCACAGGCUGUGACAAAAGUAUAAAUUAUAUCUUAAAAUAAUUUUUUUUUAGGAAAAAGAACCUUGAGCUGGAAUGGUCGUACCUUGAAGAUUAUCAACUGAGUAAUGACGCAACGUCGGUUUUGCUACGUAUAAAACGCGACAAUAUCGUGGAACCCCUAUUUAUUAACACAGAAUACGCUGAGUAUAUUUGUGACGUUAUUGAUCGUAUUAUGUUUGAGCGAGGAGCCAAGCUUCAUGUAUUGGACUCUAAUCUUGCUGGGUAAUCAUUUUGGUGACUAAUACAAAAUAACCUUUCAGAGCGAUGUUAGGGAAUUAAAUUUUAAGCAUAAUUAUUUUAAAUUUUCGUUUCAUUUUAGGCUUAACUUUUUGAGUCUUCUAAUAUAUUAAAUUGAUACAAAAGAACUGAUUUUUACUAUUAAUUAAUCUUUUGAUAUAAGGGACGAGCUAAAUACAUCGGAUGGAAAGUAUCAGACAAAAAAUGCGAUUUCUUGUCUGAUAUUUUCGUCUCUCAUUUUCACGCUAUCUUUUUUUUCCUCUCGUUGCCGACGGCAGUUAGAGAAAAAAAAAGAUCGUUGAAAAAAGUAUCAGACAAUUUCCGAAGUAUCAGACAAAAAAAGCAUUUUUUGUCUGAUACUUUCCAUCCGAUGUAUUUAGCUCGUCCCUUAUAUAUAUAUGGAUAUUUUCUCGCAAGACACGGUAA